This is a messenger RNA of Didymodactylos carnosus, 331 nucleotides long. Lineage: Eukaryota; Metazoa; Rotifera; Eurotatoria; Philodinida; Philodinidae. The record is from the annotation of a GenBank genome assembly.
AUGACUACAGAUGAAAAUCCAUAUGGCGAAAAUGAGUCAGUACAAGAAUAUAAUGAUUCUGCGAGAGAGCCAGAAGAUUCGAGCAGUAUCGAUGCUCGUGAUAUGGUUAGACUUCAUGACAGUAUCAUGGUAAGUUGGAAAAAGAACAACAUCAAGCAUUAACAGAGAAACACUAGGGGUUUUAUACACUAGGACACUACUACAAAUUCAAAGAUCUUGUGUGUUACUAGAAACAGACCAUUUUUUGUGAUGCAAGGGGAUCGUCGGGGUUCAUCAUCAGUGGUUCUCACAAGUAAUGGUAUGUUUCGUUUUGCAUGAUUCCUUUGCCAGU